GAGGCAACUUAGUUAAUUGAAAUGGCAGAGUACAGGCCGGAGACAGAUUUUUACUCUUCUGGUAUUAGUGGGGAUGUUUCUGAGAAGGCACAGAUGGCGGAAUUACAGACGAUGAUGGCUGUUGAACAGAAGAAAGCGCAGUUCAUGGCACAGGUCCAUAACUUCAUGGAUGUGUGUUGGGAUAAAUGUGUCGAUAAACCUGGCUCAAAACUUGACUCAAGGACUGAAAGCUGCCUUGUUAGCUGUGUGGACAGAUUUGUUGAUACAACCUUAAUUAUUACCAACAGAUUUGCUCAAAUGGUACAAAAAAAGCAGUCAUUAGUAUCCACAUGGGAGUGACCUGCAAAUUCAUCAGGCUGAAGAAAAACUGAAAAAGUUUGUGAGAUAGCUGACUGAAAGAAUAAAGAUAAUUAUUUCCAGGUUUAAACGUUCA
Molecule: messenger RNA, 433 nt
Organism: Protopterus annectens (West African lungfish)
Lineage: Eukaryota; Metazoa; Chordata; Ceratodontiformes; Protopteridae
Gene: TIMM8B
Product: translocase of inner mitochondrial membrane 8 homolog B
Exons: 2
Coding region: 22-339 (105 amino acids)
Source: RefSeq, a predicted model, not a curated record